AGGGGCAGAGCUCCCCUCCAAAGGAAAAGUGGAAGUAGAUACUGGGGGCUUUAAUUUAUAACAUAACAAAUCGCAUUUACGUCUUGCAGUCUCAUCAACUUUGCUCCCGAAACGAAAAACACAAGCAUUGUCGCUCUCACAGAGUCUCUCUCUCUCUCUCUCUCUCUCUCUCUCUCUGUUCCUCUGAAGAGGAAGAAGGAGAUGGAGAAGCCACUGCUGAGCGGGGAAAGCAGUGGAACUCGCCGGACCGCCGGAUUCCGUCGGAGGUCCGAUGCCAUUGCUUAUGGCUCGCCUUAUCAGAAAGCUGCUGCCCUCGUCGAUUUGGCUGAAGAUGGAAUUGGUCUACCUGAACAAAUACUCGAUCAAUCAAACUUUCAAAGUUCUGCAAAGCUGUAUUUCAUUUUUAUUCGAUUUGAUCUCAUCUGGUCCCUUAAUUAUUUUGCUCUGAUAAUUCUAAAUUUCCUUGAGAAACCAUUGUGGUGUGAGAAGAAUAGUGUAGAUUAUUGUAGUGACAGGGAUUACUACUAUCUUGGGCAGUUACCUUACUUGACUGGUACCGAGUUGGCUCUUUACGAGGCAAUAACAUUUCUCAUACUCAUGACGCAUACUUUCUUUCCAAUUUUGUAUGAGGGAUUUAUCUUUUGGAAAAGUAAUGUUAAUCGAUUUAAGGUAGUUUGCCUAUUAAUUUUGGUUGCCGAUAUAGUGGUUGAUGCUCUCUAUUUGUCGCCAGUGGCUUUUAAUUCACUUCCUUUGAGGAUUGCACCGUACAUCAGAGUUAUAUUUUUCAUCUUGAAUACUAGGGAAUUACGAUCAACGAUCCUCAUCCUGGCUGGAAUGCUUGGCACAUACUUAAAUGUCUUGGCUCUGGGGCUUUUGUUUCUUCUCCUUUCCAGUUGGGUAGCAUAUGUCAUGUUUGAGGACACCCAACAGGGAAAAACAGUAUUUACUUCAUAUGGUACAACAGUGUAUCAGAUGUUUGUUUUAUUCACCACAUCCAACAAUCCUGACGUCUGGAUACCUGCAUACAAGUCUUCACGUUGGUUUUCCAUAUUUUUUGUUCUCUACGUGUUGUUGGGAGUUUACUUUGUAACUAACUUGAUCCUUGCCGUUGUAUAUGAUAGCUUCAAAGUUCAGCUUGUAAAGGAAGUUUCUGAGAUGGAUCAUAUGAGGAAGAGGAUACUGGAAAAAGCUUUUAAUUUAUUAGAUAAAAAUAGUGUUGGAUAUAUAAAAAAGGAGCAGUGCAUUCAGCUCUUUGAGGAACUGAAUAAUUACAGGACUUUACCGAAAAUAUCAAGAGAAGAAUUUCAGUUGAUAUUUGAUGAACUGGAUGAUACACGGGACUUCAGGAUCAACUUAGAUGAAUUUAAUGACCUUUGCAAUGCCAUUGCUCUAAGAUUCCACAAAGAGGAUACACCAUCUUGUUUCGAAAAGUUUCCAUCAUGGUACCAUUCACCCUUAUCUGAAAAGUUGAAGGCCUUUGUACGGGGCCCCAAAUUCGGAUACAUAAUAUCCGUCAUUCUCAUCGUGAAUUUUGUUGCUGUUAUUAUCGAAACAACGCUUGAUAUAGAAAACAGCUCUGGUCAGAAAGUGUGGCAAGAGGUGGAGUUUGUCUUUGGAUGGAUAUACGUCAUAGAAAUGGCUCUGAAAGUCUAUUCAUAUGGAUUUGAGAACUAUUGGAGAGAUGGUCAAAAUCGUUUCGAUUUUCUCAUCACAUGGAUUAUAGUUAUCGUAGAAACUAUAACUUUCAUUUCCCCGCAAGGACUAACGUUUCUUUCAAAUGGAGAAUGGAUUCGAUACCUUCUCCUUAUAAGAAUGUUACGACUGAUAAGGAUACUGAUGCAUGUCAAGCAAUAUCGAGCCUUUGUUGCCACAUUCUUAACCCUCAUACCGAGUUUGAUGCCGUACCUGGGGAUCAUAUUUUGUGUCCUCUGUAUAUAUUGCUCUCUUGGUGUACAGCUUUUUGGUGGGAUUGUUAAUGAUGGAAAUCCCAAAUUGGAAGCAACGGCUCUUGCUGAAAAUGAUUAUUUACUUUUCAACUUUAAUGACUACCCUAACGGGAUGGUGACACUUUUCAAUUUGGUAGUCCUGGGAAACUGGCAACUGUGGAUGCAGAGUUACAAGGAAUUGACAGGAAGUUCUUGGACCCUUGCUUACUUCAUAAGCUUUUAUCUAAUAACUGUGUUGCUGCUGUUCAAUUUGGUUAUUGCAUUUGUCUUGGAGGCUUUCUUUGCUGAAAUGGAUCUUGAAUCCUCAGACAAAUCUGAAGAAGAGGACAAGGAAGGGGAACCAAGAAAUCGACGACGAUCUGUGGGCUCAAAGUCUCGAAGCCAAAGAGUUGAUAUGCUUCUCCAUCAUAUGUUGAGUGCAGAGCUAAACCAACCACAAAGCUCAAAUGCAUAGCUGUGAUCGUUGCUCCAUGCUGAGGUUUAACGAAUAUCUUGUAGUCUCCUUGCCUUGCUUCUUUUUUUUAUUUUAUUUUAUUUGGGGGUUUGGGUUUCUCGUCUUGUACUUAAAAUCCAUGUUUAAUAGUCGUCAAAUUCUCUCAUAUUUUGUUUUUGUAUUUCUUAGUACCGACACAUACACAUGUGAGAUUAAUAUUUGUUGUAGUGUAGUGAAACAGAUAAAAAGUAGAAUGCUUUGUCAGUGUUUCAGUUGCUUUUUUUCCUACAAUAAAGUACUACCUAACGUUUAAUUGGAAGUCAAAA
Ziziphus jujuba (common jujube) is the source of this 2705-nucleotide messenger RNA. Its product is annotated as two pore calcium channel protein 1. The transcript is spliced from 23 exons. Gene Ontology annotation, biological process: calcium ion transport; transmembrane transport. The coding region runs from base 202 to 2400 and encodes 732 amino acids. The record is from RefSeq and is a predicted model, not a curated record. Lineage: Eukaryota; Viridiplantae; Streptophyta; Magnoliopsida; Rosales; Rhamnaceae. Gene Ontology annotation, molecular function: voltage-gated calcium channel activity; calcium ion binding. Gene Ontology annotation, cellular component: vacuolar membrane; plant-type vacuole.